Akanthomyces muscarius is the source of this 1101-nucleotide messenger RNA. RefSeq lists its product as uncharacterized. Gene Ontology annotation, molecular function: S-adenosylmethionine-dependent methyltransferase activity. The record is from RefSeq and is a predicted model, not a curated record. Gene Ontology annotation, cellular component: mitochondrion. Bases 1 to 1101 code for a protein of 366 amino acids. Gene Ontology annotation, biological process: mitochondrial respiratory chain complex I assembly. The transcript has 2 exons. Lineage: Eukaryota; Fungi; Ascomycota; Sordariomycetes; Hypocreales; Cordycipitaceae.
AUGUCGGCAUGCAGGCGAAGCUUGAAUAGCGCGUCGAGGGCGCUCCCACGACUCUCUCUGAACCGCUGCGCGCCACCCAAUGUGCAGCAGCAGCAGCAGCAGCAGCAGCUUGGCCGUCGACCCUACGCCGUGGCCUCAUCCGCCGCGCCACGAUUCCAGGUCUUCAACCGGCGGACGAAAUGGCUACAGAAGGAGCGCUCCGGAGCCAAUGUGGAAGCAGGUCGCCAAGCGGACUAUCUCAAGGACGAGGUCGCCAUGCGCGUGGCGGAGAGACUACUGGACAUUAAUCGGCAUUUCCCCAAGGUGCUCGACCUCGGCGCAAACAGCUGCAACAUUGCACGCGCCCUCACGGCCGACAACCCAGACCCCGAUCCCGCCAAGCCCGAGUCGGCGCCCCUCUCGACACGCAUCACGGAGCUCACGGCGGUCGAGUCCUCGGAGACGCUUCUAUACCGCGACUCGAGUCUUGACUUCAACAAAAAGCUCAACAUCACACGUCGUGUGCUCGAAGACGAGGAGACGCUGCCUUUUGAGCCCGAGUCGUUUGACCUGGUCCUCAGCUCGCUCAGCAUGCAUUGGAUCAACGAUCUCCCGGGCAUCCUCUCCCAGAUCAACAGCGUUCUGAAGCCCGACUCUCCCUUCAUCGGAGCGAUGCUCGGGGGCGACAGCCUCUUCGAGCUGCGCACGUCGCUGCAGCUCGCAGACCAGGAGCGUCGCGGCGGCAUCUCGCCGCACGUCUCCCCGCUGGCGGACGUCCGCGACGUGGGCGGCUUGCUGCAAAAGGCGGGCUUCAAGAUGCUGACCGUCGACGUCGACGACAUCAUCGUCGACUACCCGGAUACGUUUGCCCUCAUGCAGGACCUGCAGGCCAUGGGCGAGAGCAACGCGACCCUGGGCCGAGAGAUGGGCCCCAUCGGACGCGAUGUCCUGCUGGCCAACGAUGCCAUUUACCGCGAGCUGCACGGCAACGAGGACGGCUCCAUUCCGGCGACGUUUAGAAUCAUCUACAUGAUUGGGUGGCGAGAAGGCGAGAACCAGCCUCAGCCUCUGCCCAGAGGGUCAGGCCAGACCAACUUGAAGGAUCUCCUCGAGCACAAGUAG